Messenger RNA from Pseudonaja textilis, 2305 nucleotides. It is a transcript of the gene TBCCD1, whose product is annotated as TBCC domain containing 1. Gene Ontology annotation, biological process: maintenance of centrosome location; maintenance of Golgi location. Lineage: Eukaryota; Metazoa; Chordata; Lepidosauria; Squamata; Elapidae. The record is from RefSeq and is a predicted model, not a curated record. Gene Ontology annotation, cellular component: spindle pole centrosome.
UACGGGGAGAGCGAUUGGUGGCUAGCCUAGCGAUUCUACAAUAGAACGUCUUUUGAAGCCUACUCCAGGGAGCGGUUUUAUUGGUGACUGAGUCAGACGGUGUGCGCAGGCGCGGGAAGAGUUGGCCGUGGGCGUUCGAAAGCAAGUUCGCGUCUGGCGUCUGGGAAGCGCUGGUGAGGAAAGGCGGAUAUAUAAACUGCACCUUUUCAAAAUGGAGAAACCUUCAGUCAGUUUGUGGGUGAAGAUGGAGCCUUUCAUAGUGGGAGCGUUGCAAAUCCCUCCUCCUUCCAAGUUUAGCAUGCAUUACCUUCGGAAAAUGUCAACCUAUGUCAGAAUGCGCUCUGGUCGAGGCUAUUAUCCAUACCUUACCUGGUCUAUGUGGCGACACAUUGCUUGUGGAAAACUACAGCUAGAAAAAGAGCUGGCAUGGCUUUACUUUGAGUUGUUUGACAGUCUUGUUGAGCAGACUUCAGAGGAGCGACUGGAGUGGGCAGAAGUCAUAUCUGGUUGCGUAACUGAGGAAGAGACAGAGAAGCAAAGGAAUCGGUUAUCUGUGGAUACACUUCAGUUCCUGCUGUUCCUUUAUAUUCAGCAACUAAACAAGGUUUCUUUGAGGACAUCCCUUCUUGGAGAUGAGUGGCCAAAUCCUAAGUCAAAGUCACACAGUGGGCUAAAAGAAUCUGCCAAUCAGAUUAAGAAUUGGAAUGACAACUACCACCAUGACUUUGUUGAAAACCAUCUCCAAGAUCUUCUGGAAUUGUUACUGGACCCAGACCAGCUCAGUGCCUCCUCUCAUUCUAUGCACAGCAGCCUGCUAUCACCCAAAGCUGUUCAAGCUCUUAGUUUCCUUAUUGAAGGAAGUGUAGAUCAAAAUAGGACUGUUUACCCUCUUCAUGAACUUGCCCUUUGGCAGCCAUUGCAUGCCAAGAGUGGCUUCUCGAAACUUUCCAAAGCUUUCUCCUGUGCCAAAUUUGAAUCAUGGCUGAGGACUUGUCUGACUGGGAACCCAUUUGGGGCAACAGCCUGCCUCACAUCUGGAAGAAAGCUUGCAUGGGCACAGCAAGUUGAAGGAACAACUAAACGAGCUAAAAUAGCCUGUAAUACUCACAUAGUCCCUUCAGUUCAUCGUGUGAUUGUGAUGAGCCAGGUUUACAAACAAACAUUAGCAAAGAGCUCUGUUACCCUAGAAGAUACUCAUGUGAGGAUUCAUCGGUGCUGUGAAUCUUUUAUCUAUUUACUAUCUCCACUGAGGUCUGUAACCAUAGAAAAAUGCAGGAAUAGCACCUUUAUCCUUGGUCCAGUGCAGACUGUAGUACAUCUCCAUAGUUGUGACAAUGUCAAACUUGUUGCUGUUUGCCAUCGCCUAUCUUUGUCAUCUACGAAUGGUUGCACUUUGCAUGUUCUCACUCCAACCAGACCUCUUAUAUUAUUAGGUAACCAAGCAAUAACUUUUGCUCCCUUCCAUACCCAUUAUCCAAUGCUUGAGGAUCAUAUGGGCAGAACUGGCCUAGCUACUGUGCCUAACAAUUGGGAUAAUCCAAUGAUCGUAUGUAAAGAAAACUGUGAUAGGGAGGUAUUCAGACUUCUCCCAUCCUCAGAAUUUUACCCUUUUGUUGUUCCAUUUGAAAUGGAGGGAGACACAACAGAAAUACCUGGUGGUCUGCCACCUGCAUAUCAGAAAGCACUGAGCCAACGGGAACAGAGGAUACGAAUCUGGCAGAAAACGGUGAAGGAAGCAGAGCUGACCAAGAAUCAGAGGAAGACAUUCCAGAUGUUAGUGGAGAACAAAUUCUAUGAAUGGCUAGUUCACACAGGCAGCCGUCAACAGCUUGAUAGCUUGGUACUUCCUGCUGCAGGAUCUAAACAGGCAGCAGGAUAGGAGAACCUUUAAAGCAACCAAAUCAUCAGCUCUGGAGAUGAUGCACUGUGCCAAGUGAAAAGCAUUUCCCUCAUAAUAGACUGGGGACAACUUGAAGUUUAGAAACAUGAAUUUGCUUAAUGGCAUUAUCAAGAAGGAAAUGGAUUUACUGCAUAUUUCACGUUAUAUGAUAUCAUCAGUUGCUCUUCAUUGUAUACUUGAAAGCAAAAUGUAGAUUCCUAGCAUAUUUAAAUGUGCAGGAAAAGGUUUUACUUUCUUGAUGUAAAGAUAGUGGCAGUGCUCUGACUGCUGGGUGAAUAAUUUUUCUGUUAUUAAUUAAAUAUUGUUUAUAUUAAUGUUUCUAAAUAUAUAUUUAUAUCAAUUGUUUAGCACUUCAGGUGUGAAAUUUAAUUAAAUUGACACAAUGAAAUUUUGUGCCUUGUUUUC